Messenger RNA from Iphiclides podalirius (scarce swallowtail), 1014 nucleotides. NCBI's taxonomy places the organism in Eukaryota, Metazoa, Arthropoda, Insecta, Lepidoptera, Papilionidae. The record is from the annotation of a GenBank genome assembly.
AUGGCUCAAUCUAACUUCAGCGCUGUUGAUGAAUACGGAUUUGAAAGACAUGAAGACUUCGACUAUGAAAGCUAUGAAGACUUUAUGUCCGUAUACUUAAAAGUACUCGCAUCAAGAGCGCAAAAGUGGGCUACAUUACUCGGUGAAGGAAAGUCGGUCAAACGAACGAAUACAGUCAAAAGAUAUGUUCGAAAAGGAAUCCCUAGUGAACAUCGUCCUUCAGUAUGGAUGGCCAUUUCGGAAGCAGAACAAAUGAAAGAUCAGUGCCCUGACCUUUAUCAAAAAAUAUUAGAUGCCCCCUAUGAAAAGGAACUAGUAGAUUUAGUCAAGACAGACUUGCCACGCACUUUUCCUGACAAUAUCUAUUUUACGAAGGAAGCUAAUCAUCAGACACAUUUAUUCAAUGUUUUGAUUGCAUAUGCUCACAAUAAUAGAGUUGUUGGGUAUUGCCAAGGACUAAAUUAUAUAGCAGGUUUGCUUUUGCUGGCUACAAAGAGUGAGGAGACAUCAUUUUGGUUAUUAAAAGUAUUGGUAGAAAAAAUUCUUCCUGAUUACUACACUAAGACUAUGGAUGGAUUGAUUGUUGAUAUUGAAGUUCUAUCGGAACUUGUUAAAUCUAAAGCCCCUGAUGUCCAUCAGCAUGUGAUAAACUUAGGCUUACCAUGGGCAGUUAUAACAACAAAAUGGUUUGUAUGUUUGUUUGCUGAGGUACUGCCUAUUGAAACAGUUCUACGGAUAUGGGAUUGUCUCUUUUAUGAAGGCUCUAAAAUAUUAUUUAGAGUAUGCAUAACUUUGAUAAAAACAAAUCGAAGUUCUAUAUUGGCCUGCAAUGACUUCACUUCGCUGGCGGAGUGUUUUAAAGCUAUAGUGAAAAAUGCAAGUGCACUGCAUUGUCAUGAGUUUAUGCAGUCAAUUUUCAAAGUACCUGGGACUCUGUCCAACUCUACAAUAAUCAAGCUGCGGGCACGCUUCGCUAAACAGCGUCGAGAACAACAACAAAAAGAACCACCUCGA